Meleagris gallopavo (turkey) is the source of this 1080-nucleotide messenger RNA. The record is from RefSeq and is a predicted model, not a curated record. Lineage: Eukaryota; Metazoa; Chordata; Aves; Galliformes; Phasianidae.
CCCAGGCCAUUCUGUGAUUCUAUGAAUGUGAUUGUAGAGUCAUUAAGGUCGGAGAAAACCUCUGGGGUCGUACAGUCUGACCUUAUGGUGUGGUGGAACGCAGCAGCAGGAAGCCAACCCUACAGAAGGUGGUGAUGAUGCUGGGGACCCGGAUUACCUCACUGCUCUCUUUGCAGCCAUGAAAGCCGACCGCAAGCGCUUGAAGGCAGAGAAAACAGACCUGGUGAGCCAAAUGCAGCAGCUCUACGCCACGCUGGACAGCCGGGAGGAGCAGCUCCGCGACUUCAUCCGCAACUACGAGCAGCACCGGAAGGAGAGCGAGGAUGCAGUGAAAGCCCUGGCCAAGGAGAAGGAUCUGCUGGAACGGGAGAAGUGGGAGCUGCGGCGGCAAGCCAAGGAAGCCACCGACCACGCCAGCGCCCUGCGCUCCCAGCUCGACCUCAAAGACAACCGAAUGAAGGAGCUGGAGGCCGAGCUGGCCAUGGCCAAGCAAUCCCUGGCCACGCUGACCAAGGACGUCCCCAAGCGCCAUUCCUUGGCCAUGCCAGGCGAGACGGUGCUGAAUGGCAACCAGGAGUGGGUGCUGCAGGCUGACCUACCACUCACUGCUGCCAUCCGACAGAGCCAGCAGACCCUGUACCACUCCCACCCCGCACACUCAGCCGACCGGCAAGCAGUCCGGGUGAGUCCCUGCCACUCCAGGCAGCCGUCCAUCAUCUCCGACGCGUCAGCAGCAGAAGGCGACCGAUCGUCCACGCCGAGUGACAUCAACUCACCACGACACCGGACGCAUUCGCUCUGCAACGGGGACAGCCCCGGACCGGUACAGAAGAACUUGCACAACCCCAUCGUACAGUCUCUGGAAGACCUCGAGGACCAAAAACGGAAAAAGAAGAAGGAGAAGAUGGGCUUUGGUUCCAUCUCACGGGUGUUCGCCCGGGGCAAGCAGCGCAAAUCCCUCGACCCAGGGCUGUUUGAUGGCACGGCCCCCGACUACUACAUCGAGGAGGAUGCGGACUGGUGACCCCUCGCCCCCAAAAAUGUACAGCCCCCACGUGUGCAUACCCAGUCACAGUGUAA